Lolium perenne is the source of this 3103-nucleotide messenger RNA. RefSeq names its product mRNA export factor GLE1. Gene Ontology annotation, biological process: poly(A)+ mRNA export from nucleus. Gene Ontology annotation, cellular component: nuclear pore; nuclear pore cytoplasmic filaments; cytoplasm. Gene Ontology annotation, molecular function: inositol hexakisphosphate binding; translation initiation factor binding; phospholipid binding. The record is from RefSeq and is a predicted model, not a curated record. NCBI's taxonomy places the organism in Eukaryota, Viridiplantae, Streptophyta, Magnoliopsida, Poales, Poaceae.
UAUCGAGCUGACGCGUGAAGGAAACUGUAUCUGGGCCGGCCCACCUUAUCUCCUUGGACCACGCCGUCUCUGCCCCUUGCUGCGCGUCUUCGUGUGCUCGCCGUCGAAGCCCCUGCCCCCGCCGCCGGUCCACCGCCACCCCGGCUUCCCUCUAACCGCCCCCACCCACCUUCUUCUCCGGCGAGGUUCCCGCACCACCCGCCGGAACCCUAAGUCGUCGCACCCGCCCGUUGCUGCCUCACCUCCGUCGGCCGCGUCGUCCCCCAGCAGCGAGCCCCCUCGCUAGGGUUCCCCCGCCGCCACCGCUCCAGGGCCGGUGACCCCACCGCCGGCAGCUCCGGCAGGGAAACAGCGGCCACCCCCCAUCCCGCACACGUCCCUCCUUUGCUCGCCUUGCGUCGCCGCCUCUGCAUCCGCAUCAAGGACCGCGCCCGCCUCUACAUCCGCCGCCGACGAGCUCUCCGCAGCAGCGAGCUCUCCGGCCGACCGUCGACCUCGUCCUCCCCCAGCAGCGAGCCCAAAAGAAGUCACCCUAACAUGGCCGAUGGCAGGUAGAAGCAUGCUUUAGAAGCGGAGCGCCCAGCCGCCGCCGUCCACCAAGCGCCGCCUCCCUCGUCGAUAUACACCACCAACCUCCGACGAGACGCCCGGGAUUCCCCGUCCAGUCCUCCCGUCGCCGGAGACUCGCUGCCUCGCCACUCCCGACGAGAAUCCACUCCACCGCCGCGCCGAUCCUCAGCGGUUCCUCAGUUCUCCGCCCCUAACCCUAGCCGGUAGCAGGGCGCCGCGGGCGUCCCUGCACCAACGGCAUUCGUGCAGCACCCCACCCAGCAGGCGCUCGAAGCCUCCAACGGCACUAUGGCAGUCAGUGCGUUCGCGCGCAUGGAGCUGCGCUGCCCCAGGGAGCUCGACCCCCGCCCGAGCUGGACCCUCGGCGACGUCCUCACCGAGCUCGACGCUCUCCAAGCCACCCGCCAGGCCGCACAGCCCACUCCCCUCAAGGAGCCACCGGAGUGGGCUAGCAGCGCGAGGGAGAAGCCCUUCGUGAUGCGGGUGGAGGAGGACGAUGGUUCCGAAGAGGAAGAGGAUAGCAGCGACGAGGAUGCCCGGGCUAUCGUGACCACCGGAGCGAGGUUCUCAUGCAAUGAUCUCGAAUUGAGCUUCGAAGAAUCAGAGGAUGAAUUGGACUGCAGCAGUGCAUCAUACAACCUGAUGGAGAAAAGGAGCAUAGAGAAGAGCGUUCUCCUUGAGCUGGAACGCGAGCACCAACUCAAAAUUCAAGAGGAAGUUAGAAGUAAGCUAUCUUCGUUGGAGGUGUGCCACCAAAAUGAGAUCCAGAGAACAGUUUCUGCAUUUGCUCGCCUUCAGAGAGACGCUGAAUCACGAAAAGAGUUAGAUAGAAGGCUAGAUGUCCUGUUCCAGAGAAGAAUUGCAGAAGUACUGGAUAAACACUUGUCUAUGGUCCAAAGUGAUCAUGAACAGAAAUCCCAGAUAUUGGAACGGAGAAUAAAAGAUGAUGCAGCUGUCGAAGAAGCUAAAAGACGGGAGCAAUCAAUGAAGGAUGAAAAAAUAAAGCAGGAAAGGACCCGGCAAGAAGCAGAGGCCAGGCAGAAGGCAGCUGCAAAAUUAGCAGCUGAAGCACAAAAAGCAGCAUAUGAGGCUGCUAAAAAGGAAGCUGCAGAAAAGGAAGCUGCUAAAUCGAGGGCAGAAGUAGUUUCCACAUCUGGCCAAACUUCUCAGAACAAUAUUGAUAUCAAAUCAGAAUUACCAGGGAUCAAAGUCUAUGCCAAUAGUUCUGCAUUAAAAGCGGAAUCGCGGGGGCGUGCAUUACAUGACCAAGUGCCAUCAAACAUUUACCUCAGCAAGGAUUACAGCCGAUAUGACCGGCAAAUUGGAAAGUCUAUUAGUAAACUUAUGCCUACUACAGACAGUGUCAAAGCCAGGGCUAGUGAGCUUAUUAAAGCUUUAGAUGGACAAGAAUGUCCUCGCCCAAUUGCUUGUCGUUUAUUCGCAGACAAGAUGAUUUCAAUAGUGAAGAGUCGAAAUCCAAAGGAUAAAACCUUUGGAAAUUUGGCCUUUGCUUGUGGAUAUGUCAUGCUGCUAGUCACUAACCAGGUACCAGAUGCAAUGGAUUAUCUCCUAGCCGAGUUCCAUAAAGUUUGCAUGUACACAGUUCCGAAACAUCUGCAUGCUUUGAAUGCACAAGCACGGAACACAGAUUACUUUAGGCUUAUUGGCUACCAGGAGGAAGAUGGAAAACUUCAGAGCACUGAGGCAUAUUUGGUAAAUGUUGCUGCAUACGUCAAGCUUUAUGCUGCCAUGAUUCAGACAGAAAUCAAGGGUGUGCGGCAUCCACAUGGCUUAGCUGAGGGAUGGAAAUGGCUUGCAAUGUUCCUCAAUUCUCUCCCAGCCAUCACAGCCACUGCUUGUGCCCUUCAUGCUUUCCUCAAGACGGCUGGGUUUGCGCUUCACAAGAAAUAUGGAUCCCAAUUCAUGAAAAUUCUGGAUGUCAUAUCACGGCAGUUCAUACCAGCUUUGAAAGAACAAGGCCCGAAAGUUCAGGCAGAGGCUAUCAGUAAUCUACAAAAUUAUCUGGAUGACAAAAAAUAUCUGGAGGAGCCAGAAGGGCAGUACCUUGCCCAGCAGCUGCUAUCAAAAGGGUACAUGUGAAGAUCAACACUGGAUCGGCAUGGAGCUAUCAGCUAUGGUGUAUGGGCGCUGGCCACUUGGUCGUUCAUGAUUAGCAGCAGCAGUUGCUAACUGGUUCGCCAUGUGCUCAGAGAGGCAGUAGUAUUUCGUCGAGGGAGUGUGCUGCACGGUUAUAACUAUAAACUAUGGAGAAGCCCAGGACCGUCUUGAAGAUGAAGACUGUUUUAGAUAGCCUUCAUGUAUGGUCUUGAAAGAUAAUUUUUGAUAUGACGGGUUUCUUAUAUUUUUAUGUGGCACAUGUGAUCUUGUGAACAUGAAUUAGGAUAAGUGGAGGUCAUGCCAUUUGUUGUAUUGCAUGUGUGUACUGUGAGGGAAAAAUGUUCCGUCAGCUUGAAGCCAACCUCGUUCUGGAUGCAAUUCAGCUGCGUUGAACAAAUUAUUUUUUGUUACGUCA